Vitis riparia (riverbank grape) is the source of this 3364-nucleotide messenger RNA. RefSeq names its product probable serine/threonine-protein kinase pkgA. The transcript has 15 exons. NCBI's taxonomy places the organism in Eukaryota, Viridiplantae, Streptophyta, Magnoliopsida, Vitales, Vitaceae. Gene Ontology annotation, biological process: protein phosphorylation; mitotic DNA damage checkpoint signaling. Bases 53 to 2950 code for a protein of 965 amino acids. Gene Ontology annotation, cellular component: nucleus. The record is from RefSeq and is a predicted model, not a curated record. Gene Ontology annotation, molecular function: protein serine/threonine kinase activity; ATP binding.
UCUUCCUACCCCAGAUCUGAAGUUCUGAACCCAACUUCUCCUCAUUCUCGCCAUGAUCACUAACCUGACAGACUCACAACUCAGCAUCCGAACCUCAACUCAGUCGCAGAAGGCCUGGCACCUCUUAUCUCUUCUCCUCACAAUCGGCCGCCCGGCUCGCCCUCCAGAGCUCGCCGCUCGGUGCACGUCGUUCCCGGCCUCGCCUCAACUCGUCCAGUUACUCUGUUCCAUCCCUCACUCCCCUCUCUUUUUAACCACUGAUCUCUUCGUUACGCCUUCCCUGGUGGCUCUACAAUUUGCACUCACUUCGAAUUCUGUUCAUACUUUUAUGCCCAAACGAUUUUCGAAUGGUGAUGUGAGAAAGUAUUUUUGGAAACGAAAGGAAUUUACAGUGCAUUCUGAUCUAGUUCCGUUUUCAAAGAGAAGAUUAUUCUUGUCAUCUGCAAAGGAAUGCGAGGAAGACGUAAUGGCUUUGCCGUCACAGAGCAGAAUCCAUGAUGCUUGUACCGAGGUACAUGUUUGUGAAGCCAAUGACAGAAGCACAAGCAUGAGUAUGCCACUAGGGGACAUGUCAGACAUGACAUCUAAAUUUAGGAUUUCAUGUAAACUCAUGGCCCCUGCAAAUUCUGAAGCUGAAUCAUCCGGUUAUGGACUCGAGAACAUCGAACAAGGAAAGGCUAAAAAAAUGACAAAUAAAUUUGUGAAUGAUAAGAUGCAAAGAUAUGUAUAUACACCAGAAUGUCUUCCUAGAUUUAUCAACAUUAACACUUCUUCAGAUACACCACAUCCAAUAGUAGUAAAAGGAAUUGCUGUGUGUGAGCAUGAUCCAAAACCAGCCCCUCUAACUUGUAUAAUGGAAAAUCCAGUUGUGUGGAAUGAAGCUCCAACGGGUGAGAUAAACUUCAAUGACGCACAUUGUUCAGAAAAAAAUACAAGUACUUCACCAGCCAAAAAUGUGAAUCAAGCGAGUGCAGUUACAAAUCUCGAAAUGGUUGAAAAUGUAAAAAUCGAUGAAGGAAAGGGGGGGAAAUCUUCAAAGGAUCCUGGACACACUGAGGAAGAAAUGAAUCAUCUUUUCCUGUCAUUUAGUACUGCUCCAAUGGAUACAAUGCUUAGAAAUGUCUUCAGAAGCAUGAACAUGAUGAACAAUAAUGAUGUGACACCAGUGUUGGACAGAGAGCCAACAACCAUACAUGAGAAGAGCCAGGCUCUGCUUCCAGCAGCUGAGCCUUCCAUUUCUCAGAAACAGCUAACUAAGUCCUCUGCCAACAUGAAGAUGGUUCACAGGGAUGCAUUGACUCCAAGAUUGCCAGCUCUCAGCAAGUCAUCAAAGUAUAGUAGGGCUGUUGAGAUUUCAGAAGAGAAGCAGCAAUCUAAAACCAAUCAUAAGAAACGGAAGUUAAAGCAAAACAAUCCCGUAUGUAUCAAAGAAAAGGGGGAGAAUUCCUUUUCUAUUUCUUCCAAGAAUCAAUUUGAGCCAAAAAUUCUGCCAAAAUUUGAUGCUUUCAUUGUAGAGGAGGAAGAAGGUUCAGGUGGUUAUGGCACAGUUUACAAGGCAAGGAGAAAGACCGAUGGAAUGACAUUUGCCAUAAAAUGUCCACAUGAAAAUGCUCAUAGACACCAUGUAAACAAUGAGCUGAGAAUGCUGGAGCGAUUUGGGGGUAAGAACUUCAUAAUAAAAUAUGAAGGAUCCUUCAAGAUUGGAAAUCAGGACUACUGUGUUCUGGAGCAUAUUGAUCAUGACCGGCCUGAGGUGUUGAAGAGGGAAAUAGAUAUUUUUCAGCUCCAGUGGUAUGCCUAUUGCAUGUUCAGAGCACUGGCAAGUCUACAUAGGAAGGGGAUUGUUCAUAGAGAUGUUAAACCUGGCAACUUCCUGUUUUCUCGCAAGGUCAAUAAGGGUUAUCUAAUUGAUUUCAAUCUCGCCAUGGAUCUUUGCCAAAAGUAUGGGACCAUAAGCAAACCAAAGGAGGCACACAGCUUAAGCUUCAAUCAGGUGACAGUAACUCACCCUAAUUCUGUACCUCCUACCAAAAGUAGGAAGAUUCAGAGUACUAAAUCUUUGGAGACAGACAAUUGGUACCCAAUGAAAGGCUCCAAGUUAACUCUAGAACCUAAGAACAUGAAAAAGAAGCCGGUAGGCCAAAUGAAGGCCUAUAUUGACAUGGGCAGCCAGAAUAUAAUCAAAAGCCAAGGUGCAGAUGGCUCAGGGAUAACCUCAGCAAAGGAUAAUACAAGUGCUAGGACUUCUUUGUCAGAAAAGCUAAGGGAACCCCUGCCAUGCCAAGGAAGGAAGGAGCUGAUCAGCCUGGCACAGGAAGCAAUGCAGAAUCCAAAUCAUGAAUCAUCAAGAGGUCCAGCUUCUAAGAGAAAAAGGGUUGCUGCCCCUCCUGGAGAAGAGGAAAAAGUGGACAAGAAAUUUGUUUAUAUUUCUCCAAUGCCUCUCCAUGCAGCGGGAAUCGCUGUUGCUGGUGCUGGAUUAUUAAAGAACAAAGGAGAUGGAAAGCAAAAGAGAGAGGGCCCUUGCGUUGGAACCAAGGGCUUCCGGGCACCUGAGGUUUUGCUCAGAUCUUCUCAUCAAGGGUCCAAGGUUGAUAUCUGGUCUGCUGGGGUCACCUUACUCUACCUAAUGAUUGGAAGAACACCCUUUUUUGGUGACCACCAACAGAACAUGAGAGACAUUGUGAAGUUGCGAGGCAAUGAAGCUCUAUGGGAAGUUGCCAAGCUACACAAUCGGGAAUCCUCAUUCCCAGUGGACCUCCUUGAUGCACGAUUCGUGCCAACUAUUGAUCUUCGAGGUUGGUGCAAAGUGAACACAAAGAGACCAGACUUCCUUAGGGCAAUCCCAGGUUCUCUUUUUGAUCUAGUUGAUAAGUGCUUGACAGUGAACCCAAGAUCAAGGAUCAAUGCAGAUGAAGCUCUUAGGCAUGAGUUCUUCACUUCAAUGCCAUGAUGCCCCGAUGCUGCUCAACUUAGUCACAGCUUAGACAUUGAAACUAGCUGCCAUUUACAUGGAGAAACCAUGAUCAAACCUGUGACUGUGAGAAGGUUUCUCAAUGAGCUUGCUUAUUAAGCUCUGCGGAGGUUUAUUCAUCUUUUAGUUCAGAAGCCCAUUUGCAGGUAACCCCCUUCUCUUAGUUGUAGGUUUGCUGUAAAUUUAUGAGCUGUAGGUUUGAAAGUGAAAAAGAAAAUAGGAAACUCUCUUUUUACUCCUUCCUACCAUGUUGUGAUUAUGCCAAUAGGAUGAAUGUAGGCUAAGCUUCCUAUGUAUGUAGUAUUUAAUCAGGAAAUGGAUAGGCCACAUUGUAAAAUAAAUCAUAUAUGCUGUGGCACUGAAAAUUCAAUGCUAAAUUUUUUAUUCCAUCGA